Molecule: messenger RNA, 4134 nt
Organism: Aspergillus ibericus CBS 121593
Lineage: Eukaryota; Fungi; Ascomycota; Eurotiomycetes; Eurotiales; Aspergillaceae
Product: inositol polyphosphate kinase KCS1
Exons: 2
Coding region: 1-4134 (1377 amino acids)
Biological process (GO): inositol phosphate biosynthetic process; phosphatidylinositol phosphate biosynthetic process
Cellular component (GO): cytoplasm; nucleus
Molecular function (GO): inositol hexakisphosphate kinase activity
Source: RefSeq, a predicted model, not a curated record
AUGUCAAGGCCUGCAUCCGCGACUGAGAAUACCUGGUCAGGACCCCUGGUGACACCUGCCGCGUCUGCCCAACAUGAUUGCUCCGAAAGGCCUGAACUCCUUCACGACAAGCAGCGGCGCCACCACGACGCUCGGGGCCAGCUCAUCCACGACGACGUUGAACAAGCUCCCUCUCCAUCCCGCGCCGAAUCCCCCACGGCUCAUCAAUGGGCCAAGCCUGCCUCGACCUUUUCUCUAAAAAGGGCCACCACCGCCCCCGUGGAGCGGCUGUCCCGCCCUGAUCGAUCUCAUACUCCUCAGUUGUCCGAGAGGGACAGCAUUUUCGCAACCCACUACCUCCCAUCUGAUACCGAACCCGCCGUUACACCGCAAAUUCCGCCCGUGGAAGAUGUGCAUAAUGAGCCGCCCACUAGCCUGAUACCUCCCCUCGAAGAUGUUUCUUCCUCUCCUACUCCGAUUUUCCCUCACAAGGUCCUUCCCCGUCCUACUCACGUCGACCCUUCCCACAUGGAAGUUGACGUUCUCAGGAAGCAUCCAUUAAGCUCUCCCUCGGUGCUUCCGUCCGGGGUGCCUCAUUCUUCCCCCCUACUGCCGGUUGACUCUGCUGCGCCCUUGGGAAAGCGAUCGGAACUGGCAAGCCGGAGUGCACAUAUCCCUGUGUGGGAGAGCUUACAACAUCUUCGCAAACUCACAUUGGACGAUGCUGCGACGAAGCCCACCAUUGUAGAGGACCCAUCGGCUCACCGAAGUCUUCUCUCUGCCUCGCUGAGUGAUGCGUCCUUGCCGCCCUACCAGCACGCACCACGCUCGCCUGGCAAAAAGUCUGCCGCCACCCACGUUGAAGCCACCCCACACCCUUGGUCUGGACAACAAUUUCAGGACGGUGCACGUGUGGCGAAGGCCGAGCGCAGCUCGAGUCGGAGCCGCCGUGGCCGGGUAGAGCAGUCCAUCGAAGCCAAUUUGACUAAUGUGGAGCCAACCUCUCAUGUGCGCAGCCGCAAGUCAAGCCAUUACCUGGGAUUGUUCAAAGAAAACACCACUUCUCCAGAUCGCAAACGCAGGGAAGAGCGCAUGGGACGACAUGAUGAGCCUCCGGAACCCUAUGACAAGCAGCAAUUAGCUGCUCAUUCAGAACCUCGCUACUCUGGCGAACCCCGUGACUCGCAAUUGCACAUCCCCUUAGUGGCCGAAGAGACAGGUCUCACGGGCUCCAAAAGUCUGUCGCAUCUUACUAUCGCUGACGCGCCUCUUUUCUCGCCGCGGUUGGACAGUGAAACUGGCCUGCAAAUGUCGACCGAUAAUGUGGUCAAGUCAAAGCCUAAGGCCCUACCUCGGAGCCUUCUCGAGGAGAUUCGCAAUUUCCACCUGACCCCCGGAGGCGCCCGUGGCACCUCAUUCUCGCGGAGUAUUCCCACCCAGUUUGCGGAAAGGAGCAGGGAUUAUUUCUCGAAGGAGCCUGCGCAUCAUGACCACCUCGAGUCAGGACUUUCUCCGACGGAUGCGGAGCGUGGCCAACGCCGGGGCUCAGGACAGUUCGAAGAUGACGAGGAUGAGCAGAUCUCCUCUGCUGUCUACUUCCCGCAUGAACGUGUCACACUCUCCGAGGAAGUCGAUCAAGUUCAACCUUUUACGGAUGGCCGAGAUGACGUGGAGCCCAUUGAUAUGUCGACAGCGCAGAGUAGUCACGUUCUGGUGCCAAAGAGACAUGUUGUUUCUGAGGAGCAGGAAGCUAAUCAUGUGGACAUAUCCCUUCGAUCUAAAAAUGAUAGUAGAAUCCUACACGGCGACCUGCAAGGCAGGCAGGAUGCUCCCAUAGAAGAACUUAGUGAAGAGUCUCUUGCCCUCGUACCCGAGCGCAGUGCUGAAUACUCAACAUGCGAAUCCGAAUUUGCAUCUGCCGACGAAAGCGGUAUGUCUGUCCGUGACGAGGAGUCGAGUGUGACGGACGAGGCUGAAGUCACACCGACGGCUACUCCGACUCAACGUUCCCGAUUGACGCGUCCGCGCCGCAAGCAUGAAUCGACCGCUGCUCCGCUUGGCGCCGUGGAGCUGAAGCCUUACCGCCAUCAAGUUGGUGGUCAUACAACGGUGUUUCGCUUUUCUCGACGCGCCGUUUGCAAGCAGCUCAACAACCGGGAAAAUGAAUUCUACGAGCGCAUCGAGCGCAGACAUCCUGAAAUGUUAAUGUUUCUGCCAAGAUACAUUGGAGUUCUUAACGUAACCUUUUCGAAGACGCCAAAGCGAUCCAAGACCCCCGCAAAUCAAGUGGAGCAGCCAGAUAGCGGCAAUGCGACACAUACUUCCAAGGACGCUGACCCAGACGGACCGUUCUCUGCGGAUAGCCGCGCCCCCACUCAGAAAGAUGCCGAACCGCAACGCAUCUUCAGCCAGAAGCAGGUGACCGGCGUCAUUCCCAAGGUCAUCCUCGAAAACAAUCGCCAUAUCAUUCCGGCGGAUCUUUUCUCCCACUGCCAGCGCCCAAGAACUGCGGACGGCUCGCUGUCGGCUAAUAAGCGCUUCCCCACUGACUUUGGACAGUUGACGGAAGGGAAGCCUGAGAGUUGCCUUUCGGAGGGACCACAAACUUUGAAGAGAAAGCAAUGGGGUGCCACAACCGUGAAUAGAAAGCUGCAAGAGCAAGUUCUUCGUGAAGUUUUUAGCCCACCCGCCGUGCACCAUCACAGACGCCAUGCUCGAGGCCAUUUGAAUUUACCGAGAACAUCAUCAGAUGGCAUUGAAGUGCGGCGGAGAGCUAAUCUCUCUGAGGACCAAACCUCCAGCAGCCGCCGGAUUGCGCCUGGCCCAACCCAGCCAACCCAGUCUGGGGCUAUUGAUAUCAGCAGACAAUCAAAGGAUGGACCGGGUCUCUCAUCGUCAGCAUCUACGGCACUAGACGCAAGCCAUAAUCGCCUCGAACAAGUCCGGACAGAGGAGUCCCCACCACGAUCUAGCUCAUUGUCGCGGACGCGGCAGGUGAGGCGUCGCCGUUCCGGGAGUGGGCUACAAAGACGGGGAAGUAUGACCUCAGGGCAGCCCGGGGGCGACUUGUUAUUCUUUGAAGACGAUGGAUAUGGCGGUGAUAAGGAAGACGGAAUCUUCUCCAUGGAGGCUGACAAUCCGGUCGCUCCAACCUCACAACCGGCUACCAAUCCUCCUGUCCCGGUAUCUCCAAAUGGACUCCAUCUUGACAGCCGCGCGGGAACCGAUGGUUUGGCGAGCAAUUCCAUCUCACCUGAGAUCAAGGAUGUCGAUGAUACUCAGCUUCCUUCAAACCCCAAAGAGGCCCAAACAAAACAAGAUGACAGAGUGCAAUUUUUCCUUCUGCUCGAGGAUCUGACUGCGGGCAUGAAUAAGCCCUGCGUGUUGGAUUUGAAGAUGGGAACUCGCCAGUAUGGAAUUGAAGCGGACGAGAAGAAACGAAAGUCCCAGAGGCGCAAGUGUCAGUCAACUACGUCGCAGCAGCUAGGCGUUCGUCUAUGCGGCAUGCAGACGUGGAAUGUCAAAAAGCAAGAAUACUCUUUUGAAGACAAGUAUUUUGGGCGUGAUCUGAAGUCCGGGCGUCAAUUUCAGGAUGCUCUGACGCGGUUCCUUUAUGACGGCGCGAGUUACAGAAGCGUGGCCAAAAAGAUUCCUGCUAUUCUCGAAAAGCUGGCCAAGCUGGAGAAUAUGAUUCGAAGACUCAAGCGUUAUCGCUUGUAUGCUAGCAGUCUCUUAAUCCUUUAUGAUGGGGACCCUAACCCCUCGGAUAAGGCGUCCCAGCAGAAUGGCCAAUCCGGCUCCGCUAGUAUACGAGACACACUGCAGCGUCAGGCUUCCGAUGAUGGCUACACGGACGUGCAGUUGAAGAUCGUUGACUUCGCGAAUUGCGUUACGGGCGAGGAUGAAAUAUCUCCCGAGGCUCCUUGCCCUCCCCAGCAUCCGGAUGACAUUGAUCGAGGCUACCUCCGAGGCCUUCGCACUCUCAAGAUGUACUUCCAGCGUAUUCUCAAGGAAGUCAGCCAAGAUGAUUAUGUUGAGCGGGGAGAAGGUGAAGCUAUUGCGCUCGGAUCCCAGCAUGCGGGUCGCCACGAUUCUUCGCAACGCUAUUGGGACGAGAACGUGUUGGAAACUGACCCUGGGGAAGUCAGCUUCUAA